Molecule: messenger RNA, 1210 nt
Organism: Malania oleifera
Lineage: Eukaryota; Viridiplantae; Streptophyta; Magnoliopsida; Santalales; Ximeniaceae
Product: nudix hydrolase 2-like
Exons: 9
Coding region: 37-1080 (347 amino acids)
Molecular function (GO): NADH pyrophosphatase activity; ADP-ribose diphosphatase activity; NAD binding
Source: RefSeq, a predicted model, not a curated record
AUAUUUGGUAGUAUGGAUAAUUAAUGUGGGAGGAACAUGAUCCGCAACUCUCUCCCUCGAUCUCUCCUCCCUAUGAGGACCACAAUCUGCUCUUUGGAGUCUAGUAGUCUAGAUCAUCGUCGUUUCUUCGCUCAUUCUCCCAACAACCUCAUUGUUCCUCGAAAAUCAUGGCCCAGCAUCUUCUCUUCUCGUCGAAUGUGGACAGAAGAAAUGAAGAUAGGAGCAGGAGCAGGAGCAGGAGCAGGAAUCAGAACCAUGGCGGCUUCAAUAAUCGAUGAAGUUCAGCAGGUGAAGCUGCUUGCUGCUGAGAACGAUGACCACGGGGGUGUGAUUGUGGACCUGAAGGGGCCUAUGGACUCCAGCGUCUUCGUUGAGUUGCUUAGGGGUUCAAUUUCGCAUUGGAGGCAGCAGGGUAAGAAAGGUGUUUGGAUCAAAUUGCCUCUUGAGCUUGUAAAUCUUGUUGAACCUGCUGUUAAGGAAGGAUUUUGGUACCAUCAUGCAGAGCGAAAAUACGUGAUGCUUGUGUAUUGGAUUCCUGAAAGUGCUGAUACUCUCCCAGCAAAUGCCUCACACCGAGUGGGUAUAGGUGCAUUUGUCAUGAAUGAAAAGAGAGAGGUGCUGGUUGUCCAAGAAAAGAGUGGGAUAUUCCAAGGAACAGGGGUGUGGAAGUUUCCUACUGGAGUUGUUGAUGAGGGGGAAAAUAUUUGUGAAGCAGCAGUUAGAGAAGUCAGAGAGGAGGCAGGAAUUGAUGCCAAAUUUUUGGAAUUGCUAGCAUUCAGACAAAGCCACAAGUCAUUUUUUGAGAAGUCGGAUUUAUUUUUUGUCUGCAUGUUGCAACCCCUUUCCUUCAACAUCAAGAAACAGGAAUCAGAGAUAGAGGCAGCCCAGUGGAUGCCUUUUGAAGAGUAUGCAACUCAGCCAUUUGUGCAAAGCCACGACCUUCUUAAGAGAAUAGCUGACAUGUGCUGGGCAAAGAUAGAAGGGAAGUACUCUGGAUUUUGUGCUGUGCCUACUUCAUCCAGUUUUUCCAGUAAAAACUGCUACUUAUACUUGAGUAGUCAAGGCCUGAAUGGCUCUUAGUCUUAGACACAUUAAUCAUAACCUGGCAUAGGUCUCUCUAUAGUUUUAUUUAUGUUCAUCAUUUAUGGGUUGUAUACAUUUUUUGCCCCACUGGGGAGAUUCUGAUAAAUAAACAAGCCAUAUUUGUUUA